AUGUCCAAAUCUCAAGCGAUGUCCGGCAAUAGUCUCGUUUCAGCUGGAGUGAAAGUAGCCCAAUGCUAUAUCUGCCCUUAUUCUAAUGCUUUUCCUGGCGAAACCGCGCUCAUGCAACAUCAACUGGAUAAACAUGGCUUUACAGACAUAGACAACGUCGAAUCAAAGCAAGGCGACGAGGCCAUAAAGUCAUUCAAAUGCGCAGUCUGCGACCAGUCACUCAGACUAGAGUACUCACUGAAGACGCAAAGGGAAGAUCCACGGCACCAAACUCAGCUAUCGAUGACAGAUAUUAAAAAUUGGGAAUCUAAGACGGCCUGGUUGAUAUGUUCCCCUUGCAACAAGUCCUUCGACCAAGAAAUUGCGCUUGACAACCAUAAUAGGAACCGGCAUAGCAUCGAGCCACAGGACAAAUACGAGCAGAAAGGCCAGAAGCUGAAAAAGCUCAAAUGCAAACUGUGCAACAAGUCUUUUACUUACCAGUCUUCACUCUCAGACCAUUAUAGGAAUAAACAUGCUUAUGAGAAGACAGAUGAGUCUCCUACAGAAAGUUCGGCUCAGAACGCGACCCCAAAUGUACCUGGCCAUCCAACGGAUGAGACCACAAAGAGAAAAGAAGAGAAUCCCCCUGCAGCCAAAGUUCACAAAUGCAUACCUUGCAACAGGGGUUUUCGUUCUAGGGCCGCACUUGUACAACAUGAAGACGCCAAGCACCCCAUGGAAAAAACAGAGCGUGCAGAGGUACGUGGUGGUAAUAAAGAGAUUGCAGCUGAGGAGGAGCAUUCGAAGAAAGAGAAACAAGUCCCCACUGGCCCACCUGCACCACGGGGGAAGUGCGAUUUCUGCAGGUCGACCUUUGAUCAUUUCGAUCUGCUCGAACAGCAUGUAAUACGCCAUAACCUCUGGUCGGAUGAUGGACCUGUUACUAUACGCAAGUGUGACUUUUGUCCCAAGACAUUUUACUCCGAUGAAGAGCUUGAAGAGCAUAUAAGAACCACCUAUCGUUUUCCUUCACCGGAUGAAUGGGAGGAUACCGACGGGGAGACUGACGAGGAGAACUGCGAGAAGAGCAAUGAAGACAGCAACGAAGAGAACGAGAGGGAGCAGGAGCCCGUUGAAAAGCCAGGACAGAACUCCGCCGAGAGGCAGGUUGCGGCACUUCCACCACCACCAUUCAAGUGCAGUGACUGCGACGAGGCGUUCUACUUCAACGCUGCACUUGCGGAGCACCAAGACACGUUCGCUCAUGGGCCUAUGGCAACAGGGGAGAAGAAACCGGAGUCGGUUGCAGGACGUCCUGCACCUCAAUUCAAGUGCAUUGAAUGCGAUGAGGUUUUCUUUUUCGUGGCCAUGCGUCUUGAGCAUGAGAAGAAGACCAGACACGGCCCUUCCACAGAAUCGAAAAAGGGGCCAGUCGAGAAGCCUGUUGAGGUGCCAGCUGAGAAGCCUGUUGCGGGACCUCCUCCACCACCUUUCAAGUGUGAGGAUUGCAGCGAGGCGUUUUACUUUGUUGCUAUGCUCACCAAGCACGAAAAGAAGCUCGGCCAUGGCCCUUGCAGAGGAUUAAAGAAGAAGCCAGUCGAGAAGCCAGUCGAGAAGUCGGCUGAAAAGCCAACGACAGAGGCUGAUGCUCCGAUCAAGAAGGUUAUAUCAGGAUACAGAUGCAGGCCCUGA
Fusarium mangiferae is the source of this 1674-nucleotide messenger RNA. RefSeq lists its product as uncharacterized. Gene Ontology annotation, molecular function: chromatin insulator sequence binding. Lineage: Eukaryota; Fungi; Ascomycota; Sordariomycetes; Hypocreales; Nectriaceae. The record is from RefSeq and is a predicted model, not a curated record. Gene Ontology annotation, cellular component: chromosome. Bases 1 to 1674 code for a protein of 557 amino acids. The transcript is spliced from 2 exons. Gene Ontology annotation, biological process: regulation of transcription by RNA polymerase II.